This is a messenger RNA of Plasmodium gonderi, 984 nucleotides long. RefSeq names its product big signal peptidase. The coding region runs from base 1 to 984 and encodes 327 amino acids. The transcript has a single exon. Gene Ontology annotation, cellular component: membrane; mitochondrial inner membrane peptidase complex. Gene Ontology annotation, molecular function: serine-type endopeptidase activity. Lineage: Eukaryota; Apicomplexa; Aconoidasida; Haemosporida; Plasmodiidae. The record is from RefSeq and is a predicted model, not a curated record.
AUGAACAGAAGCAGACAGUACGGCAAAAGAUUAUAUGCAUUAAAAUUUAUAGAAAAUUUUUUCUUUUACACGAAUAAAUUUAAUUAUAAUUCAUCAAGUUACUAUGGGAGGAGUAAGGGGGAAUAUGUACUGCUGCAUAGUUAUGCCAAGUUAUGGGAGGAGAAAAAAAAACUACAAUGUAUAAUAUGUAGAAAUGCGAAUAUUUGCAACCAUCUAUUGUCACAAAGGAAUAAGACUACUCUGUUGAGAGGAUAUUCUGAAAAGAAGAAGAGAAGUAACAAUAGAUCCAAAGUGAAAAAAAGGAAAAAACAUAUUUUUAAUUUUGUGAAAAUUAAUAACCCAAUAAAUUUUAUAAAAAAGUUAAUAUUAUCCUUUUUACUUAUUUCUGGAAUAAAUAAUUAUAUUCUCGACAUGACACUUACUAGUGGAUCGAGUAUGUGUCCAUUAAUAAAUAAAAACGGAGUAAUUUUAUUUUAUGUAUGCGAUGAUACUAUUCGAUUUUUUCACCAAGUACGUAACAUUUUGCUAUAUAGUUUUAUAAACAUCUUAUUUCAUUUUAACGCUAUUACUGAGUCAAAUUUUAAUCAUAGUUCUAUUGAGUUUUUAAAUAACAGUAUUUUUAGAAUAACUGAAAAAUUAAAAAAAAAAAUGGCAGAAAAUAAACACUUUUACAGGAGGGGUGAUGUUAUAUUGUUAACAUCCCCUGUGAAUGAUAAAAAAAGAGUAUGUAAAAGAAUUAUUGCAAUAGAAAAUGAUAAAUUAUUUGUUGACAGUAUGAAGUCCUUUGUUUAUAUACCUAAGGAUAACAUAUGGGUAGAAGGAGACAAUAAAAUGGAUUCUUUUGAUAGUAGAAAUUAUGGAUUUGUUCAUAAAGAUUUAAUAGUUGGUAGGGUCUUUUUCUUGUUAGACCCAUUUAGUAACUUUCGUUUUAUUAACAACAAAACUAGUUGUCAAAAUGAUUCCAAGCGAAUUUUUUUAUCCUAG